AAGUCAAACAUGCAUGCAUGAUCUAUCUAAGCCGGUCGCAGUUUGGAUGGCAGCAGGGAGAAUUUUCUAAUAACCACAAUUUAGCCAUUUAUUCAAAAUUCGCCGCUUCGACGCUCAGGAUUUAAGAGCAACGCAGCUACAUAAGCCAGAGAAAUGAGUGAACGAAAGCACAUCCUGGUAAUCUGUUUCCCGGCUUUCGGCCACUACCUCCCUAUGCUGGAGUUCGCCAAAAAGGCCGUCCAACACCAUGACGUGACGAUCACUUAUUCCCAAGAGCGGAUACCCGACCUACAGCGGCGCAACGUCCUCCCACCUGCCCCCAUCCAACUGCUCCCGCUGGAAGACCACAUGCACAUGGCCCUGGAUGACGGCAUCAGCGAUCUAAAGGAGCUCGCCAAGAUGAUGAAAUCCACUGAGAUCUUCUAUCCGGAUUUCUGCCGAAAUCUACCGCAUGGGUGCAACCGCCCCGUGGACGCCGUGGUCUGCGACAAUACGUUUUACUGCGCGUUCCGCUCCCUUCAAGAGAACCAAUCCCUAAAAGCGUACUACAGCUUCAGUUGCUUUCCUAUUACGCUGAUGGUCCAACGGUCGAUGAUUACCGAAGAGCUGGUCACGGUGCCGGAUGAAGAGUUCUUCAAAGCCAAAGGUCAAAUGGCUGGAGUCCCUGAGUCUAUUAAGACCCUCGCGAUGAAUAUGAAUGAAAGCAUGAAGUACCAGAGUGAGAUCAUUAGUUCAUCAUUCGAAGAGUUGGAACCCCGGGCGGCCGUUUUGCUCAAGGUGAUGAUGAAGAGCCUGAACGUCAGAUUCGUCGGCCCGCUGCUGCCGUUGGAGGAGGACCACCCCGAUGCGUCGGUAAAGAAAUGGAUGGACGGUAAGGAAGACCGGUCGGUUGUGUAUUUUUCUUUCGGAACCGUUGCCACCGUCUCGGCCGAACAGAUCGCCGUGAUCGCGGAUGCUUUAUUAUCGCUCCAGCGGCCGUUCAUCUGGUCACUGCGCCCAGCCCAACAAGAGCUGCUGUCCGCCGACAUUCAGCGGACUACCGAUAAUUACCUUAUUCUGCCGUGGGUGCCGCAAAAGCAAGUACUGGCGCAUAAGGCCACCGCGAUUUUUGUAAGUCACUGCGGGUGGAACAGCACACUGGAGUCCCUGUCCAAUGGGAUCCCCAUCGUGGCCUGGCCGGGAUUCGGUGACCAGAUCGCCAAUGCCGGUUUGGUGGAGCGCCUGGAUGCGGGUAUGCUUGUUAAAGCAGGAGGGAAAGAAGAGAUUAUCCCGGCCAAGGAUAUUGUGGCGACCAUCGAAAACGUUGCCGGAUGGAACGGGAAUACGGACCGAUGCGUGCAGGUGGCGCGCGAUCUCGGAAAUAAGGCUAUGGCUGCUAUUGCCGCUGAUGGGAAAUCGACUAAAAAUUUGAAAGAAAUAUUGAAAGAAAUUAAUUAAUAAAUGCGCGUGGUCGUUGAGUACUUGUAUCCAUAUUUCGUGCUGCUAAUUGUUCGCGGUUGUCGCGUGGAACGGGUGGAAUAUUAUUCAUCACAGUGUUUAAUGUUUAUUACUCGUAUAAUCUUGCAUGUUAAAGUUGAGCUAUUAGCUGCAAAUUUUAAUUCAUGAGAAACCUCCGAUAAAUAAUUCUUUUUUUUGUUGAAUCGUUAUACUGUAGAAGAAAACCGUUGCACUGAG
Molecule: messenger RNA, 1674 nt
Organism: Paramacrobiotus metropolitanus
Lineage: Eukaryota; Metazoa; Tardigrada; Eutardigrada; Parachela; Macrobiotidae
Exons: 1
Coding region: 154-1437 (427 amino acids)
Molecular function (GO): UDP-glycosyltransferase activity
Source: RefSeq, a predicted model, not a curated record